CUUCUUCAGAUCUCCUCCGUCACAUAAAACUCAAAGCUUCUGAAUCAAAUAGAGGGAACCAAUUUGUUAUCGUAACGAUCGUUUUUAUUUUCUCGAGAAAAUUCGCAGAAGAAAUGGCGUUUAAUCUAACGCAUCAGCUCGGAGCUCUCGCCGGAACUCCGAUCAAGUCCGGCGAAAUGACCGCACCAUCGGCCGAAUCGUCGCUAUCCGUUUCACCACCGUCGGCGAGGAUGCCUAUAUCGAUGAACAUGAAUUACACCUCGAACAGAAACGUAUCUCCGCCGAUGAGUCCGGUCUUGGGAUCGAGGCGAGCGGAUCUGUCCGUGGCGUGUAAAGCCUUCGCGGUGGAGACCGUGGAGGAGCAGAGGACGUACAAGGAAGGAGGGAUCGGAGGAGAGAAGGAGAAGGGAGGAGUUCCUGUGUUCGUGAUGAUGCCGCUUGAUAGUGUGACGAUGGGGAACACUGUGAACCGGAGGAAGGCGAUGAGAGCGAGUCUCCAGGCGUUGAAGAGUGCUGGUGUUGAAGGGAUUAUGAUCGAUGUGUGGUGGGGUUUGGUGGAGAGGGAGGCUCCUGGGGCUUAUAACUGGGGAGGUUAUAAUGAGCUGCUUGAGAUGGCGAAGAAGGUUGGACUUAAGGUUCAGGCUGUUAUGUCGUUUCAUCAGUGUGGUGGUAACGUUGGUGACUCUGUCACUAUUCCUUUGCCUCAGUGGGUUGUUGAAGAGGUUGACAAGGAUCCAGACCUUGCAUAUACUGAUCAGUGGGGAAGAAGGAACCACGAAUAUAUAUCACUUGGCGCUGAUACACUCCCAGUUCUCAAAGGUAGAACACCCGUGCAAUGCUAUUCCGAUUUCAUGCGUGCUUUCAGAGACAACUUCAAGCAUCUUCUUGGAGACACCAUUGUGGAAAUCCAAGUGGGAAUGGGACCAGCAGGAGAGCUGCGUUACCCUUCAUACCCCGAGCAAGACGGGACAUGGAGGUUCCCAGGGAUUGGAGCCUUCCAGUGCUACGACAAGUACUCAUUAAGCAGCUUGAAAGCAGCAGCUGAAGCUUAUGGGAAGCCAGAGUGGGGUGGCACUGGCCCAACCGAUGCUGGUCACUACAAUAACUGGCCAGAAGACACUCAGUUCUUCAAAAAAGAAGACGGUGGUUGGAACACAGAAUAUGGAGAGUUCUUCCUCACAUGGUAUUCCCAGAUGUUGCUGGAUCAUGGCGAGCGUAUCCUUUCCUCAGCCAAAUCGAUAUUCCAAGACACGGGUGUCAAAAUAUCAGUCAAAGUCGCUGGAAUCCACUGGCAUUACGGGACACGCUCUCACGCCCCUGAGCUCACAGCAGGAUACUACAACACUAGGUUCAGAGACGGAUACCUUCCGAUCGCUCAAAUGCUAGCCAGACACAACGCCAUAUUCAACUUCACCUGUAUCGAGAUGAGAGACCACGAGCAGCCUCAAGAUGCGCUUUGUGCACCAGAGAAGCUAGUGAACCAGGUGGCUCUAGCUACUCUAGCUGCAGAAGUUCCUCUAGCUGGUGAAAACGCAUUGCCUAGGUAUGAUGACUACGCGCACGAGCAGAUCCUCAAGGCGUCUGCGCUGAGCUUUGAUCAGAACAGCGAGGGAGAAAACAGAGAGAUGUGUGCGUUUACUUACCUGAGGAUGAAUCCGGAGCUGUUUAAGGCGGACAAUUGGGGGAAGUUUGUAGGGUUUGUGAAGAAAAUGGGUGAAGGGAGAGACUCUGAUAGGUGUCGGGAAGAAGUGGAGCGUGAAGCUGAACACUUUGUGCAUGUUACUCAGCCGCUGGUUCAAGAAGCUGCAGUGGCUCUCACUCACUAGAAAGAGCGCGCGAUUAUGGUAUGGUUCCACCCCAUGGUUUAUGUUCGUAAGCGAUGUAAUGUAAGGAUUAUUAUGAUGAUGCCGAAAAGAUGUUUAGGCUAAGGUUGUGUAUGUAUCGGCGGUAUAAAAAAUGAUAUGGGCCAUAGCUGUGGUUUUUUUUGGUCAGGGUUGUGGCGUUUGUACUGUUUCUGAUACAUACUAAAAAAAAUAUGUAUAUGUUUUCUUCUUUUUGUUCUUAUAGUGAUAUAGCAUGAGGAAUA
Brassica rapa (field mustard) is the source of this 2086-nucleotide messenger RNA. RefSeq names its product beta-amylase 1, chloroplastic. Lineage: Eukaryota; Viridiplantae; Streptophyta; Magnoliopsida; Brassicales; Brassicaceae. Gene Ontology annotation, molecular function: beta-amylase activity. The record is from RefSeq and is a predicted model, not a curated record. Gene Ontology annotation, biological process: polysaccharide catabolic process.